Molecule: messenger RNA, 569 nt
Organism: Microplitis demolitor
Lineage: Eukaryota; Metazoa; Arthropoda; Insecta; Hymenoptera; Braconidae
Gene: RpL23
Product: 60S ribosomal protein L23
Exons: 4
Coding region: 86-508 (140 amino acids)
Biological process (GO): translation
Cellular component (GO): cytosolic large ribosomal subunit; ribosome
Molecular function (GO): large ribosomal subunit rRNA binding; structural constituent of ribosome
Source: RefSeq, a predicted model, not a curated record
UGAUGCUGAUAUUUGUCGCGCUCUCUUACACUUAGCAGCUUCAACACCAAAAUCUAACCUUGUUUUAUUCUUUCCUAACAUCAAGAUGUCUAAGAGAGGUCGUGGUGGUUCCGCUGGAGCGAAAUUCAGGAUAUCUCUCGGUUUACCUGUUGGUGCCGUUAUCAAUUGUGCGGACAAUACUGGAGCGAAAAAUCUCUAUGUCAUCGCCGUCCAGGGUAUCAAGGGACGUUUGAAUCGUCUUCCAGCUGCAGGUUCAGGAGACAUGAUUGUCGCUACUGUCAAAAAAGGAAAACCUGAACUUCGUAAAAAAGUAAUGCCCGCCGUGGUAAUUCGCCAACGCAAACCUUUCCGAAGGAAGGAUGGAACUUUCCUCUAUUUCGAGGACAACGCUGGUGUUAUUGUCAAUAACAAAGGAGAAAUGAAAGGAUCAGCAAUUACCGGUCCUGUUGCUAAAGAAUGUGCUGAUUUGUGGCCGCGUAUCGCAUCUAAUGCGAGCAGUAUCGCUUAAUUAGAUCUAAAUAUUGUAUACUUUCAUUUCUCAUACAAAUAAAUAAAACUAAAAAAUUUAA